Molecule: messenger RNA, 1482 nt
Organism: Penicillium manginii
Lineage: Eukaryota; Fungi; Ascomycota; Eurotiomycetes; Eurotiales; Aspergillaceae
Product: AAR2 splicing factor family protein
Exons: 1
Coding region: 1-1482 (493 amino acids)
Biological process (GO): spliceosomal tri-snRNP complex assembly
Source: RefSeq, a predicted model, not a curated record
AUGUCUUCCUCGCUGCAACCGUCACCAACCAUCCUCCUCCCCCACCUCCCUCCCAAGACCCUUGUCGGUAUCGAUCUAAUCACCUUCACGUCAACGCCCAAGUUCCACGGAAUUCGCGAUCUACCGAGAGGAUGGCACUUCCUGUACACCGGAACCACGGAGAGUCUUUCUCUCCGGUGCGGCGCAUGGUUCUACGUGGGUGACAUCAGCACAGCAGGCCAUGGACAGAAUGACUCCGCGAUCGUGGUACGAGAUCAAAAUACCGGGCCAGAGAUCUUCAUCUGGAAAUGGAACACGGAUACAGAAUCGCUCUCAUCGCUCCGAAAUGAUCACGACUCCGAUCGACAAGAGGCCAUGCGCUUCAAGGCGAAUCUGGGAGGCAUCUGGCAGACUGGGGGACUAUUUCGAUAUCGAAGCCGGGUGUCACCAGCUAUGCUUUCGAACCAACCAGGCUCGACCCUGGAAUCGACACCAAAUCCGCCACAGGCGCCACAGGCGGAAGAAGACGAGGAAACCGAGGAAAGUGGCCGCAGAGACUGGCAACAGCUUACCGACUGGAUAUCGCCCAGUCUGCUCACGCGCAUUAUUGGCAGCCCUGAAAUAGACGUGGAUGAUCACCCACGGUGGGACUUGACAUCUGCCGGUACAGCUGAUCGUGAUGCGGAUCAUAUUCCCGGGCUUGAUAAGCUCAAGGAGAAGCCAAGCGAAGACCCAGAAACCCCAGAAAACCGCGCUGAAGAGGAGAAAGAACUUGGGUUUCUUCCCAUCGACCUCAAGCAAACAUGGCGAGAAGGCGCCAUUGGCCGGGAGAGAACAGACGCCGCUCAAGAUCGGUCCUGGGCAUUGGGUGAUUUGAUUAUUCGAAAUUCGGCUUCGGUAUCCGGUGAAAUCACUGUUGACGAACGAACUGGAGAGAUCCAGUUGCUCGGAGAAUUGCAAUUCACAUUCAUUAUGGUGAUUACCAUGAUGAAUUUCUCGUGUCUCCAGCAGUGGAAGCGAUUGCUGGGGCUUAUAUUAACUUGUCAACAAGCAAUCGUUGAUCGCGAAACCUUUAUGAGCGACGUUGUCCGGUUAUUGUUGUGUCAGCUCCAGCGAUGUGAUGAUGUUGAGGGUGGCCUUUUUGAGAUUGAUGGAGAUGAAGGUGGAAAGUUCUUGCUAGACCUGCUCAAGAAACUCAGACGUGCUGUGGAUCAAGUUGUUGAGAAAGGAACACAAUCAAAGGUUAAGACAGAGCUGGAGAAAUUGGAAGCCUGGGUCAAGGAAGAAUAUGACUGGGAACUGACCCACGAGGACAUUUUGAAACGGGGUACGAUACAACUGGAAGAUGGUGAGGAAAUCGAGGUGGAAAUGGAGGACAAUGACGAAUACGAGGAAACGGGCGAAUAUGCUCCUGUAAUCGUUGAUUUGGACGAAAGCAGUGCUGUAUCUGAUGUCCUUUCUGAUGAUGGAGAGAUGUCAGAUCUAGAGGACAUGAGAUAUUGA